UAAACGUCAAAUCAAAAGUCAAAAUAGUCUUGAACUUGAAAAACAUAACCUCAAUUUAUGUAAUAAUUUCAUGUGAAACUUUGUGAAAUAUUACAUUUUUGUAUCUGAUUUAUGUAACUAUCACAGCACAAUGUCUGUGUUUUUAUCAAGAAUUGCCGUUGUGUGCACCAGAAGUAGUUCUAAGCUUUAUUUCUCUAGUUCUAAGCUCGCUGAUGCAAUUUCGCCGAAAUACCAAGUUUUUCUUAGAAAAAGUGAAUGUUUAUCCUUUGCCCGACAAAUUAAUGUUAGAAGUUACGCUACAGAUACAAUUCAGCCUACUGUAGCUAUAGAUAAUGCGAGUAUUCCUAUGAAAAAGAAGUCGAUACACAUCAAACCUACUAUGGAAGAGAUGACUAUAAAAGACGGUCAUUACCUGACUCUGGCCUACGCCACAGCAAAUGCUUAUGAUCUGAAGGGUCUCAAAGAAGCCCUGGUGCAGCAGAAGCUGUAUCAACCAGGCACGUUGAAAACGAAGGAGCUAGGCGACGUGGUGGUGGUGAACGCCAUGUACUCAGUGGGCUCAGAGCCUCGGGAGAUCAUCUUCUUCCGCGAAGGAGCCGUCGUGUUCUGGAACUGCAGUGAGCUCGAAGCCAGCAAUGUGCUAGAGUUUAUUAGAAAAUAUGAAGUGGAUAGUUAUCCAAGAGAUGUGGUUUCCAAGGAGAGAGAGAUUAUGACUUAUGUUUACCAGCCAAAUGUAAAAAAAUGCCAACUACAGGAUGAAACAUUUGUGAUGGUGCCCGACAGAGACAACUCAUUAGAAAGAUACACAUUCAGCCACGCCAUGGCGCAGUCAGCGCGGCUGGGCGCGUGGGAGGCGCGGCUGGAGGCGCUGGCGGCGGCGGUCAGGCUGCACUCGCAGGCCAUGGAGCGGGAUGGCGUGGCCAGGGUUGAUAAGAAGGAGAUGGUGCGCAAGCUAGGCGAGCUCUUCUCUCUCCGGCACCGGCUCACGGUGGAGUCGGACCUGCUGGACACGCCCGACUUCUACUGGGAGGAGGAGCAGCUCGAGCGCCUCUACUCGCGCACCGGCGCCUACUUCACCAUCCCGAGGAGGACAAGGGUACUGAACGAGCGCCUCUCCCACUGCGUGGAGCUGCUGGAGCUGCUCUGGUCGUGGGCGGCGGACCGCCACCACGUGCGCCUCGAGUGGAUGGUCAUCGCGCUCAUUCUGGCCGAGGUCUGCUUCGAGCUGAUACACCUGGCCGAGAGGUACUCGCAGUAGUGGGGGGGAGAAUGGUGUAGAUUUGAGGCCGUAGGUUAGUGUGAGUGAUAGUGUGUGUUUGUGGGGUCAUAUAUCUG
Messenger RNA from Plutella xylostella (diamondback moth), 1335 nucleotides. RefSeq names its product required for meiotic nuclear division protein 1 homolog. Lineage: Eukaryota; Metazoa; Arthropoda; Insecta; Lepidoptera; Plutellidae. Gene Ontology annotation, biological process: positive regulation of mitochondrial translation. The record is from RefSeq and is a predicted model, not a curated record.